AUGAUGGCGCAGAAGACGUUGAAUGGAAAAGUGGCCCUUGUCACGGGCUCCAGCAGUGGUAUGGGUCGCGGCAUUUCCCUUGGUCUUGCGGAACAAGGUGCCAGCGUUAUCUGCUGUGAUCUGAAGCCAGAGGCCAAUCCGGCCGGGUUUGAAAAGGACCUACACAUCGCUACUGCCGACCUAAUCAAAAAGCAAGGAGGGGAAGCUAUAUUUUUCAAAGUCGACAUUUCCCAAAUGUCGGAAAUUGAGCAUGCUUUCAAAGAAGGUAUUGCGAAAUUUGGACGUCUAGAUAUUGCCAUCAACUGUGCAGGGUAUUGGGCACCUUUCCGAAAAUUCGCCGCUGAGGACGACGAGCUAUGGCAAAGGAUGGCUAACAUCAAUUUGCUCGGUACUGCGAAGUGUAACCGACUGGCCAUCCAACAGUUUUUGAAGCAAGAGGUCGAUGAAACCUGGGGCAGCCGUGGCAGGAUUGUGAACAUCUCGUCUUGCGCAGCCAAUAUUGCCUUCCCAUAUGAAGUGGCGUACUCGGCGACCAAAGCCGCCAUCAACCACAUGACUCGUGCAGGGGCAUUGGACCACGCUCAGGACUGGAUCAACAUCAAUUGUAUAGCCCCGGGUGUUGUGGCGACUGGUAUGGCCCGCCAGAAUUUUGAGGACGAAGAUAUCAUCAAACACAUGAAGAAAGCCACGCCGUGGCCUCGUUUGGGAACGGUCGAGGAUGUCACAGGUACAGCUAUGUUCUUGUGCAGCAAGCAGUCCUCGUGGCUUACGGGCCAAAUUUAUGCGGUUGAUGGUGGCAUGGCCCUCGGUGUGCCGCCUUGA
Molecule: messenger RNA, 822 nt
Organism: Exophiala aquamarina CBS 119918
Lineage: Eukaryota; Fungi; Ascomycota; Eurotiomycetes; Chaetothyriales; Herpotrichiellaceae
Exons: 2
Coding region: 1-822 (273 amino acids)
Molecular function (GO): oxidoreductase activity
Source: RefSeq, a predicted model, not a curated record